Caenorhabditis bovis is the source of this 957-nucleotide messenger RNA. NCBI's taxonomy places the organism in Eukaryota, Metazoa, Nematoda, Chromadorea, Rhabditida, Rhabditidae. The record is from the annotation of a GenBank genome assembly.
AUGAAUUCGCUUCUUCUACUUUUCGUGUUUCCGAUUUUGGCGAGCGCCGGACAUGACACCGAUUGGCAUUUCAUCAAAUGGAUGGAGAAGCAUUUGAAACCAAACGAGGUGAAAGAAAUCCUGCGAAACGAACUGCGAACUGGCAGUUUUGGAGGUGGUCCGUAUUCGGGAGAUGUGCGGCCAGUUAUUUUGGUGCACGGAUUGAACAAUGAAGCUGGAAAUUUCUGGAAAAUACGAGCCGAUUUUGUAGGAAAUGGUUUCCCGAAAAAUCGAAUUUUCGCAACCACUUGGGGAAAAGGUCUCAGACAGAUCGAUUUCGACGUGAAAAUGUCAUGCAAUUAUGUGCAACAUAUUCGAAAAUUUAUUGAAACUGUCAUCCAGUACACGGGGGCUCCUCAAGUCGACAUCAUCGCCUAUUCAAUGGGAUCUCCGAUUGCGCGAAAAGCGAUUCUCGGCGGUCCGUGUGUCGAUAGACCAUCGACAAAUAUCGGAGCUCGAAUCACUGAUCGCAUCCACACAUUUAUUUCGGUCGCCGGUGCAAAUCAAGGGUCUCAUUUGUGUAUACUUCCAUUCUUCGGCAUAUGCAAUCUGAACACGGGCCUCACUUGCAAUUCAAACUUUUUGAAGAACAUCAAUGGCCAUAAGAAAUACGAAGCAUCGUACAAAAUCCAUAAUAUCGCUUCAACCGCUGACAUGAUUGUCGGUUACUUCGCUUGUGGAACUCGAGCUUCUUAUUUUGCGGGAGCCAUCGAGCACAAGCUCGACGGUUUGAAUCACGAGCAGGUCGAGUAUAACACGGCGAAACUGCAGCUUUCACUUCUACGCGAAGAAGGCGGAGUCUCGACAAAAAUUCCGCCAAACUCGCGCGAAAUCGCCAAGAAAAAUCCUUCAUCGAAAUCGGAUCCGUUCAAUGAUGUCAGACGCUAUUUGAGAAUGCCUCGACGACGACGACAUUAA